CUGUGUAUAUCCUGUUGUCUGCUUCCUCCUGCAGCUUGUAUGGGUCCGUUCCGGCCACAGAUGGGGUUCCCCUCAAGCCCAUGGGUCCUCCUCAGUCCUUUCCUGACUCUCCACCUCCUGCGGCUGGGAUCAGCGGACUUCAGAGUGGUGGGGCCAAGCCGACCUCUCCUUGCCACCGUGGGGCAGGAUGUCGUGCUGCCGUGUCACUUGUCUCCACGCAUGGACGCUCGGAGCUUGGAGAUCAGGUGGAUUCGGCACCAGCUUUCUGAAACGGUGCACCUCUACCGAAAUGGAGAGGACCUGCACAAAGCACAGAUGGAGGAAUACAUUGGAAGGACAGAGUUGGCCAGAGAUGGCCUCUCCGGUGGGAGCCUGGACUUGCAAAUCUCUGAGUUGAGACCAUCUGAUGAUGGCCAGUAUGUCUGCACUGUGCAAGAUGCUGGCACCUAUGCAGAAGCUAUGGUGGAGUUGGAGGUGGCAGCCUUGGGCUCUGUCCCUCUCCUCUCUCUGGAGGCGUACGAGGAUGGAGGCAUCCGGGUGGUGUGUCGAUCGGCCGGCUGGUACCCGUCACCGCACGUGCUGUGGAAGGAUGACAAUGGGCAGCAUCUCCCCUCGGUCUCCCAGAGACAUUCCCCUGAUGAGAGGGGCCUCUUUGAGAUCCAAGAUGUCGUCAUUGUGAGAGGGAAGGAAAAUGGAAACGUGUCAUGCGUGGUGAGGAACAACCGCCUGGAGCAGGAGCAGGUGUCGAUCCUGCACAUCUCAGCUCCCUUUUUCCACAAUGCCCGUCCCUGGAUGGCAGCUCUGGGUGUGUUCCUCUUGCUUUCAGUGAUCUGUUUUGGUGUCAUUGCUUAUCUCUUCCGAAGGAAAGCAACAAAAAGCAGCACUGGCGAGGGGAAGUGUGAAACCCUGUGUAUAUCCUGUUGUCUGCUUCCUCCUGCAGCUUGUAUGGGUCCGUUCCGGCCACAGAUGGGGUUCCCCUCAAGCCCAUGGGUCCUCCUCAGUCCUUUCCUGACUCUCCACCUCCUGCGGCUGGGAUCAGCGGACUUCAGAGUGGUGGGGCCAAGCCGACCUCUCCUUGCCACCGUGGGGCAGGAUGUCGUGCUGCCAUGUCACUUGUCUCCACGCAUGGAUGCUCGGAGCUUGGAGAUCAGGUGGAUCAGGCACCAGUUCUCUGAAACGAUGCACCUCUACCGAAACGGAGAGGACCUUGAUGGAGCACAGAUGGAGGAAUACAUUGGAAGGACAGAGUUGGCCAGAGAUGGCCUCUCCAGUGGGAGCCUGGACUUACGAAUCUCUGAGUUGAGACCGUCUGAUGAUGGCCAGUACGUCUGCACUGUGCAAGAUGCUGCCGCUUAUGGAGAAGCUACAGUGGACCUGGAGGUGGCAGCCAUGGGCUCUGUCCCUCUCCUCUCUCUGGAGGCUUACGAGGAUGGAGGCAUCCGGGUGGUGUGUCGAUCGGCCGGCUGGUACCCGUCACCGCAGGUGCUGUGGAAGGAUGGCGAGGGGCAGCAUCUCCCCUCAGUCUCCCAGAGACGUUCCCCUGAUGAGAGGGGCCUUUUUGAGAUCCAAGAUGUCGUCAUUGUGAGAGGGAAGGAAAAUGGGAACGUGUCAUGCGUGGUGAGGAACAGCCGCCUGGAUCAGGAGCAGGCGUCGUCCCUGCACAUCUCAGCUCCCUUUUUCCACAAUGCCCGUCCCUGGAUGGCAGCUCUGGGUGUGCUCCUCUUACUUUUAGUGAUGUGUUUUGGUGUCAUUGUUUAUCUCUUCCGAAUUAAAGGGAAACGAGAUGCAGAACUGG
Molecule: messenger RNA, 1795 nt
Organism: Calidris pugnax (ruff)
Lineage: Eukaryota; Metazoa; Chordata; Aves; Charadriiformes; Scolopacidae
Product: butyrophilin-like protein 2
Exons: 12
Source: RefSeq, a predicted model, not a curated record